GUAUAGGCGCUUGAGUAUUGUAUUUCCUAUAGAAGUAUAAAGUAUGAUUUGUCAUCCAUGAUGACAGGGAACUAUCCUUUCCAUGAUACGGAACGCUAGCAGUGAAACACAGGAAGAGUUUUGUAAUCAUGACAGGAAACUUUCUUUGCUGAAUUUUGCAGCGUUGUUUGCUUGUGUGCAAUAAUGUCACGUUUGUAAUAUCUGGCUCCAGUCAUGCCUUGCUUUGCAACCGAUGUGACUGAAUCUUUAUUCGAUUAUAACUCUUUAAUGAUUCUGUGACCAAACACAUCUUAUAUAUCUGGUCAGUUAGAGCCUACAUAGUCCUGAACUGAAGAAGUUGGGUUGCAACCCGAAGUUGAGUCCAGGGAGGCUAAAGUGACUAGAUUGCUUCAAAAACAAUAAUGGCUGACGGAGAAAGCGGGGGAGGUUCUACGAAAACACUGAAUUUUAACAUUGGUGUUUUGGGGCAUGUUGACAGCGGCAAAACGUCCUUGGCUCGGGCUCUCAGUAGCACUGCCUCCACGGCUGCCUUUGACAAGAACCCGCAGUCCCGGGAGCGAGGGAUCACUCUGGACCUGGGUUUCAGUUCCUUCACCGUGGACCUCCCGCAGCAUCUGGAAGACGAAUGUCGUCCACGCGGCUACGAGAAUCUGCAGUUCACGCUUGUGGAUUGCCCAGGCCAUGCAUCUCUCAUCCGCACAAUCAUCGGAGGUGCCCAGAUCAUCGACCUGAUGGUACUGGUGGUGGACGUGGUGAAAGGGAUGCAGACGCAGACAGCAGAGUGCCUUCUGAUUGGUCAACUGACCUGUUCACGCAUGCUGGUUAUCCUCAAUAAAACGGACCUGUUGCCAAGCAGCAAGAGGCAAAGUGCCAUCGAGAAGAUGACCAAGAGGAUGCACAAGACUCUGGAGAAUACUAGGUUUAAAGACUGUCCCGUCAUAGCAGUGGCAGCCAAGCCAGGAGGUCCUGAGGCAGCAGACACGGAGGAGCCCCAAGGCAUCACCGAGCUAGUGGAGGUGCUGAAGCAGCAGGCCUUCCUGCCCCAGAGGGACGCGUCAGGACCGCUGCUCAUGGCCGUUGACCACUGCUUCUCCAUCCGAGGCCAAGGCACCGUCAUGACAGGAACCAUCCUGCAGGGGGCGGUACGCAUCAACGACACCGUGGAGAUCCCAGCACUGAAGGUGACAAAGAAAGUGAAGUCCAUGCAGAUGUUCCGUCGGCCGGUGAGCGUGGCCAUGCAGGGCGAUCGCCUGGGCGUGUGCGUGACCCAGUUCGACCCCAAGCUGCUGGAGCGAGGAGUGGUGUGCUCGCCCGGCUCCCUGCACACGCUCCACGCCGCCGUCAUCUCCGCCCACAAGAUCGGCUACUUCCGCGGCACGCUGGCCAGCCGCAGCAAGUUCCACAUUAGCCUGGGCCACGAGACCGUUAUGGGCCGCAUCUCUUUCUUUGGUUCGGCGGAUGCUACGGUGGCAUUGGACUCUGGAUCCGGAUCUGGACCCGGUGAGGAGGCUGAGUGUGCGGACUUCUCGUUCGAGCGGGAGUACCGUCAUCAGGACGAGUACGUGAGCGGACCAAGCGAGGGGCGGGACCCCGAGCAGUGGGCCCUAUUGGAGUUUGAGAAACCCGUCACGUGUUCAGCCAACUGCCUGGUGAUUGGCUCUCGGCUGGACACGGACAUUCACGCCAACACGUGUCGGCUGGCCUUCCAUGGCCGGCUGCUGCACGGGAUGGAGGAGAAGAACUAUGUGGAGACCACUCUCCCUCGCCUGCUCAUCAGCAAAGAUAAGCACAGAGAGGGCACCGUGGAACGGGUAACGGAUGACUACACCGUGAUUGGACGAAAUCUGUUUAAGAAGGAGACAAACCUCCAGCUGUUUGUGGGCCUGAAGGUCAGCCUGUCUACAGGGGAGUCAGGUGUCAUCGAGGGGGGCUUUGGGCAGAGUGGGAAAGUAAAGAUCCGCAUACCAGAGGGACUGAAAGAGGAGACAAAGCAGCUUCUGUCCGGCGGUAAGAAGAAAGGAAAGGGGGGCGGGAAGAAUGACGUGGCUAAAGAGGAAGAGCCCAAAAGUGACUCUCAGCCCGUUGUGAUCCAGCUGUGCUUCAAGAGGUACAUCUUCGACCCCAAGAAGAGGAUGGUGCAGUCCUGACCCAUGGUGCAGACAUGUGCGAGAAGCAGACGAACAAUUCUGGAAUAAUUCAAGUGAUUGGCAGCCUGGAAUCAUUAGCAGAAGGACAAUUCUGGAAUAAUUGCAGUAAUGUGCAGCCUGGAUUCAUUAGUCACGAAACAGUGGCACAUAUUCCAAAUGACCUGGGUUUUACCUGUCAAAUUCAAUGAAGUGAUCGUUCAACCAAGAGGUCACCUGAUUGAACUGGACCGGUUAAAAGGGGUGAUUUGGAAUAUGUAGCACUGAAUUCUUUUUUUGUUUUUUGUUUUGCCUGUAUUACUUUUUGUGACAGGAUAGUGAGAGACGGGCAGGAAACGAGUGGGGAGAGAGAGACGGGGAAGGAUCGGCUAAUGACCCGGGCCGGAAUCGAAUCGAACACGGGUCGCCGGUGUAGCAGGCCAGUGCCCUACUGUUAGAGCCACAGUAUGGCCGGCACUGGAUUAUACACUAAUGAAUGCAGGUUGCCCAUCACUACUUGACUGUGGCAGCCGUCAUCCGUCACACACUCAACUGGACUACGCACUACACCUGUCACUCAUUAGUGGUGUCAACAAUAAUCGAUUCAGCAAUGCAUUGCAAUGUGGGGCAGGGCAAUUCAAUAAUCGAUUGGCAAAUGCCAUAAUCGAUGCAGCAUAUAUUUUUUUCAAAUUUCAAUUACAUCCAUGGGCAUUUCCGGAGCAUUCAAAGCAUUGAAAACUGCAGGACUGAUACACACAGCAGCCAUUAAAAUGUUCAGAUUCUGGCUUCUUGCAUUGCCUCAUGACUGAUGAAAAAUUUGCCUUGCACUCAGUAGAAAUGUGACAGUAGAAAUGUAAUGCAUUGCAAUGCAUCGCAGAAUCGGACUGAAAGAAUUGAUUCGAAUUGAGUCGUUACCUCCCGAAUCGUAAUUGAAUCGAAUCGUAAGGGCAGUGCCAAUGCACACCACUAUCACACACAUAAGCUCAAGUCAGUCUUAUUCCACCCCAUCCUCUUCUCUGCCCUCUGUCCUCUUGUCCCUCCUCCAUAGAAGAAAACAAUUAAGUGUCCCUGCUGUCAAAAGUGCGGGACAGCUUUUUCGGAGGCUUUCCCCCAUUAAACAUCCAAAUUUGGAUAUGGAAGCAUGACAUCUGAAUUAUGUUUUUGCAAGAUAUUGCUAGUAUCUAGAGACUGGAAAAAAGGUCUGUUUAGAAUAAAAAGCUUUAUUAACACGGUAUUUCUUACUCCUUUAUUAAGAGAUGUAAAUGUUUCGUUGAUAAUUAGUUGAGUAUUUACAAAGUGUUAAUAAAGCUUUUUAAAGACUGUUAUUCUAAAGUGUUACCCUAGAAUGACUUGAAGACAAAAAUACAUCUAAGAACCAACUGGAGCCACCAUGACAUCACGACAGCUAUGAACAUUGUGACAAAAGACCACAUCAAAGAAUCUUUUUUUUUCCCUCACACAUGACACACUAUAAAACUAUGCUACCCACA
This is a messenger RNA of Engraulis encrasicolus (European anchovy), 3613 nucleotides long. RefSeq names its product eukaryotic elongation factor, selenocysteine-tRNA-specific (gene eefsec). Gene Ontology annotation, biological process: selenocysteine incorporation. The record is from RefSeq and is a predicted model, not a curated record. The coding region runs from base 402 to 2147 and encodes 581 amino acids. NCBI's taxonomy places the organism in Eukaryota, Metazoa, Chordata, Actinopteri, Clupeiformes, Engraulidae. The transcript is spliced from 7 exons. Gene Ontology annotation, molecular function: GTP binding; translation elongation factor activity; GTPase activity.